AUGCCUGCGCAACAGCCCUCGCCGACGUACAUCCACUCGCUGACAACAGCGUUCGCGUCGACGCUAGAUGAAAUCCCACAAGAUAUGUGCAGACACUUUGCCGAUUUACGAGAGCUCGAUGCCGUACUCAGCCAGAGUCUGAGCAGUAUCACGACUCGGAUCGAGCACCUCACGGAGCGAAUCGAAAGUGGGUUGGUGUCGCUGUCCACGCAAGACGAAGCCACGACAACCGCGACAACCGAACCCGUCGAAAAUACAGAUUCUGGACCCACCGCACGGACUGCCAAAGAAGAAGAGGUCAUCAGCAUGUUCCAAAUGCUCCACGAGAUUGCGGAUGAGACGUCCCGAAUCAAACUUGGGGGCGAGGAUAAAAUCCGAGUGGCUAGUUUGGCAGCCGAGCACAUGAAUGCAUACUAUGUCCAUCUUCUGGCCGUUACUCGACGCAUGUGCGAAAUUGAUGAUGCAUACGCACCAGAGAUUCUACAACCGUACACUGUGUACCCCCACGUCCCCCCAUCAGCGCUGGUGGACCCCGCACCCGAGAACAGGCGAGGACAGCCAAGAAGGAAUGCCGCAGUUCAGAACGCAAGAAAUGAUAGCACCAGCAGGAUGAAUGGUGGCGACACUCCGAACAAGCGUCGUCGGAUUCAAGGAACUCACAACUAUAAUCAAACUCGUGACGUCGAUACAGAUGAUUACUCGACUCCUAGGCGCGGGCCCGCCGCCUUGGAUGCAGACGCCUACCGUCCGGGGGGAAAUACCGCCAGCAAAGCAAGAACUCAGAACAGAAAGCCCCGCGAGACACGCGUCAUCCCACAGGCUCCAAUGGACAAUAUCAUGGUCACAGAUCCUAUGGAUAUCCCACGUCCGGGAUCCGGCAUGCCAGGAGGUGCCGCAAUGCAAGGAGUAGAACCCACGGGCAAUAUGCAUAACCAAGGUCCCGUGUCAACACACAAAUCCCAUGGUCAGAGUGGACGCGGUCGUUCUGGAGUCGGCUCUCAGCAAUCUAAUGCCAAUCCACAAACACAGCCGUAUCCCAUGACAUACGGUUAUGGAUCAAACAGGAACGUUCGAAUGCCUUAUGAAGGUCAGCCUGGUGCACCGUACGAUCCGAUGGGACCAGGCAUGUACCCUCCCAAUACGAACCCGAUGGUGGACGUCUACAACCAUCACGGAGUGAUGAACAUGAACCCAAAUCUCAACCACAUACCUCCUUCCAACUACUCACAUAUGAAUCUCCCUUUGUCAGCCACUCUCCCUCCCCCGCCUUCUGGUCGGACGUCGUCAGCAAGUACUGGGGCGCGAGCCGCCUACGAACCAUCCAACCCCGGAGUAAGCUCUGUCCCUAGACAUUCUGUGCAGAAUGGAGGUUUGGACCCUUUGGCUGGAGCCAACCCGUAUCACCCUUCAUCAACCAAGAGCUCUCACAGAGUUCAAGAGGUAUCAAAUAAAGAAAGGGAGAUUCCUCCUUCUGUACCUCCUGUCAGCGGUGGUCUGAUGCCAGUGCCAAUGCUCACAUCCUUACCUCCGGUCACAGCCUUGAAUCAAUCGACGGCCUUGAGCAUGCCUCCAGCCCCAUCUACAGCAGUCGAGACCGGGCAGUCGCGUCCUAGAGGAUAUAGCCACUCGGCCUAUAACAGCGGCUAUGGACCAAGCGAGGGUCCAAAUGGAGGGUCUGGCUACUCUUCGCAUGCUCAGCAAGGCUACCAAUCCAAGUCUAACCCACAUCCAUCUAGUCAUCCCUCUGCAAACUUUACAACAACGGGAGGUGUUUCUGCCCCUGAAAGGCGGGCAGCUGGCAUGAUGGAGACACAUCCGUCCCUUUCAUCUUCCUCUGGUCCGUCAAAAGAUCUUCCGCCUCUGAACACUCAUAUUCGAGACUAUGCUACGGGUGGUUCCUCUGCCGGUGGCGGGUCUGCUAGCACCAUGCACGCGUCUCUCGCACGUGAUCCGCCUUUCCGCACCGGUUCCGCUGGAUCUGCUGAGCGUCUUGAACGCGAGCCAAAGAGCGCAAGCAUCCCGAAUCGGCCCAGAAGUGGGACAGUCGGGGCAGAGAGCAACAAAUAUCCGGGCGGUGAGCGCGUCGCAGGACGACAGGUAGUCAGCCCUACGUAUCCUGUUGAGCAUGGAGAUAGCGAUCGUGAUCAGCCACCUGGCAGUAGUGCUCGCUACUCAGGUCCUCGUUAUGAUGGUUGGACUGGUGGAAAGGAGGUGCCACCAAUGCAUGCAGCAGCUCAGUCCCAAAGUGGGAGAUUUGUUUAUGGCGGAAAGGAAGAGCCUAUUGAACGAUUUGAAGAUCGGGAUCGUCCGUUGGGGAGCGCAGGAGCAGUCAAGCGACCCAAUAUAGAUCAUCUACUCGAUUCGGCGGAUAAUCGACCUCCAGAGCGCCAUGAUUUCAGUAGAUCAAGCAGUGGAGGCAAGCCUGCCGAUGGAGGCCCAAUCGACGGCUCGGAAGAGAGGCCAAUCAAGGCUCCAGUACGGAGGAAGCCUGUCGACGAGGACGGGAAUCGACAAUUUGGCGAAAUGGCGUCAUCAGAUCCACGGGACCAAGACGACGAUAGGCUCUACUGCAUCUGCAACCGACCGAGCUUUGGCGAAAUGAUUGCGUGCGACGACUCUGAGUGUGAAUACGAAUGGUUCCAUCUGCAAUGUCUCGACAUGAAUGGCGCACCACCUCCAGGCGACUUUGUAUGUCGCUGGUGCAAGACCAAGCGGGCUAAAGGGAACAAGAAGCCGUCGAAGAAAAAAGGGACUACUGGGAAUGGCAAAGGCCGUAAUCUUUAA
Molecule: messenger RNA, 2784 nt
Organism: Serendipita indica DSM 11827
Lineage: Eukaryota; Fungi; Basidiomycota; Agaricomycetes; Sebacinales; Serendipitaceae
Source: the annotation of a GenBank genome assembly